Cyprinodon variegatus (sheepshead minnow) is the source of this 3404-nucleotide messenger RNA. RefSeq names its product chloride channel, voltage-sensitive 7 (gene clcn7). Gene Ontology annotation, biological process: transmembrane transport; chloride transport. The record is from RefSeq and is a predicted model, not a curated record. Bases 1 to 2400 code for a protein of 799 amino acids. NCBI's taxonomy places the organism in Eukaryota, Metazoa, Chordata, Actinopteri, Cyprinodontiformes, Cyprinodontidae. Gene Ontology annotation, cellular component: intracellular membrane-bounded organelle; lysosomal membrane. The transcript has 25 exons. Gene Ontology annotation, molecular function: voltage-gated chloride channel activity.
AUGGCUAACAUCACCAAGAAAGUGUCCUGGUCCAGCCGGUGCGACGAGUUCGGGGCGGUCGGGGAGGAGACCCCGCUGCUGAACGGCUCAGACCAAGCCAGACCCCUCAGACAGAUGUCAAGUGGAAGCACUGUAUUUCAGAUAGGCAGACUCAGCACGGUGGAUUUGGAAGAGGAGAUAAUCGCCGAGGAGGAUUCAGCGAGCGGGCGACCCAAAGAGAUUGCUCACAAUGAGAAGCUGCUAUCUCUUAAAUUUGAGAGCCUGGACUAUGAUAACAUUGAAAACCAGCUGUUUCUGGAGGAGGAGCGGAGGAUGAGCUUCUUGGCUUUCCGUUGUCUGGAGAUCAGUCGCUGGGUGAUCUGCGGCCUGAUAGGCUUCCUAACAGGACUGAUCGCCUGCUUUAUAGACAUCGUGGUGGAGCAGCUGGCUGGAAUCAAAUACAAAGUCAUUAAAGAGAAUAUUGUAAGGUUUACAGAAGCAGGUGGACUGUCCAUCUCCCUCAUCCUCUGGGCUGUCCUCAACUCUUCCUUUGUCAUGCUGGGAGCCAUCAUGGUCGCUUUCUUUGAGCCCAUCGCAGCUGGAAGUGGGAUUCCUCAGAUAAAAUGUUACCUAAAUGGAGUGAAGAUUCCCAGGGUGGUGCGGCUAAAGACUUUGGUGAUAAAGGUGUGCGGUGUAAUCUGCUCCGUGGUCGGGGGUCUGGCUGUAGGGAAGGAAGGGCCGAUGAUUCAUUCUGGCGCUGUGGUAGCAGCUGGGGUCUCACAGGGCAGGAGCACUUCCCUGAAAAGAGACUUUAAGAUAUUUGAAUAUUUCCGGAGAGACACGGAAAAAAGGGACUUUGUUUCUGCUGGAGCUGCAGCUGGAGUUUCUGCUGCGUUUGGAGCUCCAGUUGGCGGGGUACUGUUCUCUCUCGAGGAAGGAGCCUCUUUCUGGAAUCAGAUGUUAACCUGGAGGAUUUUUUUUGCUUCCAUGAUCUCGACUUUCACGCUGAACUUCUUCCUCAGUGUAUAUCACAAUAAAACAGGAGAUCUUUCCAAUCCGGGUCUCAUCAAUUUUGGAAGCUUUGAGAGUGAGGCGAUGGGAUAUAACCUCUAUGAGAUUCCUUUGUUUAUGGCCAUGGGAGCUUUAGGUGGACUUCUAGGAGCUUUGUUUAAUUUCCUCAACUACUGGCUAACCAUCUUCAGGAUCAGAUACGUGCACCGGCCAUGUUUGCAAGUGAUGGAGGCCGUGCUGGUGGCUGCAGUGACGGCGGCGGUGGCUUUCAUCAUGAUCUACUUCUCCGUCGACUGUCAGCCUCUGGCCCCGGAUCACACUGAGGAAUACCCGCUGCAGCUGUUCUGUGCAGAUGGAGAGUAUAACUCCAUGGCCACGGCCUUCUUCAACACCCCUGAGCGAAGCGUGCGUAGUCUCUUCCACAAUCCACGAGGAACCUACAACGCCCUGACUCUGGGUUUGUUCACGCUGACCUACUUCUUCCUGGCGUGUUGGACCUACGGCCUGUCGGUGUCUGCUGGAGUGUUUAUCCCGUCGCUCCUGAUAGGAGCCGCCUGGGGGAGGCUGUGUGGAAUAUUGCUGGCCUCUACUACCUCUACUGCCUCAACGUGGGCCGACCCUGGUAAAUAUGCCCUGAUAGGAGCUGCUGCUCAGUUAGGUGGCAUAGUGAGAAUGACCCUCAGCUUGACGGUCAUCAUGAUGGAGGCAACGGGCAACGUCACCUACGGCCUCCCCAUCAUGCUGGUACUCAUGACAGCCAAGAUAGUAGGAGACUACUUCCAAGAAGGUUUAUACGACAUCCACAUCAAGCUGCAGAGCGUCCCCUUCCUGCACUGGGAGGCUCCUGCUACCUCCCACUGGCUCACGGCCAGGGAGGUGAUGAGUUCUCCGGUCAUCUGCCUGAACAGAAUCGAGAAGGUUGGAACAAUCGUCGACAUCCUCAGCAACACUUCAACCAAUCACAACGGCUUCCCUGUCGUCGUGCAGGUUUCUGUCGAUGAUGAGCCGGCUAAACUCUGCGGCCUAAUACUCCGCUCUCAGCUCAUCGUCCUCCUCAAGCACAAGGUGUUUGUGGAGCUGGCUCGGUCCCGGCUCACUCAAAGGAAGCUCCAGCUGAAAGAUUUUAGGGACGCCUACCCGCGGUUCCCUCCCAUCCAGAGCAUCCACGUGUCUCAGGAUGAGAGGGAGUGCAUGAUGGACCUCACCGAGUUCAUGAACCCAACUCCCUACACUGUACCGCUGGAGACGUCUCUUCCCCGUGUGUUUAAGCUGUUCAGAGCACUCGGACUCAGGCAUCUGGUGGUAGUUGACGAUGAGAACAGGGUAAAUGGACUGGUGACCAGGAAGGACUUAGCCAGGUACCACCUGGGAAAACACGGAUUGGAGGAGCUUCAUUUGGCUCAGACAUAAUACAGAGAUAUGAACACUGAUGGACAAUAACCCACGUGAUGCCUCAGAGGCCACCAGCCUUACCCUCAAAUCUGAGAGCUCCGUUUCUACGCCACGAUCAUCAUGUGAAAUGAGUGUAAAAGAAAUUAUGUCACUUUGUUAUUGAACAUUUUUUAGAUUUACUGCUUUUGCUUAUUUUUCCCAUCUUCAGUCAUCUUUUCUUUUAUCAUGCUGGGGAGAUCUACGUAAAUGAAAUCUGAUUAGCAGAAUCAUUUCAAGCCAAAGCGGCUUCCUGCACACUUUGAUUUAUAUUCCCUUGAAAUGCGAACUAAACAACCCAGGAACCAGGUUUAGUUUAGCUAAGGGGGGAUUUUAAAAUCAAAUUUCUCUGCAUGUUUUUUUUUUAUCCAUCAUCGAAACAUUGAAGGAUAGCUUUUGCUGUUUGCUUUUUCUGUUGAAACAUUCGAUUUUCUUUUUUUUUCUUUUUGAAAUCAUUUUUCAGGUGUUUUAAGUUCAAACAGUUGUUAAAGUAAGUUAAUAUUGUGUUAUUGUUGGUUCGAAAUGAGAGAUGUUAUUUAUUCAUGUCAAAGAGCUGUUUUAACUUAAAGACAAUAGUGUGGGUUCAUGCAUAGUUUUUUGUUUUUACCCCAUUACUGCCUCUUUUUCUGUUUACCGUGCAAAAAUACCCAAUGGUAGGAACUUAUUUUCUUUAAUAAACCACAUCUGAAGGUUUGCACUUUUUCCGACAGUCAGUCCGAAGAUACGUGUCAUGACGUUUAAUGUGAAUGUAAGUUUUGGAUGAAUAUAUGUUGGUCAGAAACCGGAACCGUUUGAUUUGAAUGUCAGUUUGUACAUUUCUUUUGUCAACAGUGUUAAGUUUUUGUGCACUUUGCUGUUAAAUCUCUUUGAUUUUUUUUCUUUUAUUUUCUUAGUUGUACAACAUUAAACAGUUUACUGAGCUCUAUUUUUAACCACUAGAAAUGCCUUUUGUGAAAUAAUAAAGUUGGACAUUAUUAAAGUUCUUG